This is a messenger RNA of Cygnus atratus (black swan), 4663 nucleotides long. RefSeq names its product GRAM domain containing 1B (gene GRAMD1B). Gene Ontology annotation, molecular function: sterol binding; sterol transfer activity. The record is from RefSeq and is a predicted model, not a curated record. Bases 647 to 2839 code for a protein of 730 amino acids. The transcript is spliced from 19 exons. Gene Ontology annotation, biological process: intracellular sterol transport. Lineage: Eukaryota; Metazoa; Chordata; Aves; Anseriformes; Anatidae. Gene Ontology annotation, cellular component: endoplasmic reticulum membrane; endoplasmic reticulum-plasma membrane contact site; plasma membrane.
UAUCGACACGCUCACAGGUUUCGAAACUUUCUCCCACACGUAUGAACGGUCCGGUGUGCACGCAAGGAGGACGAGCGUAUUUUUUUGGUAACCUGUAGGAUCUUAACUUGUAGGUUUUGCCCAACUUUAGGAACAGCGCCUAAAAACGACAGGCAUAACGGGGGGACUCGGGGAAAAAUUGUGAGCUCUCUCCCUCCCCGUUCUGUCUCUCGGGGCAGGGAUGGCUAACGAAGGCGUGAAGGGGCUCGCGUUAUGUAAAGCGGCAGCCCACUGGCUGCGUGCACGCGCGCGCACGCGUGUGUGCGCGUGCAGGAGCGUGUGUGCAAGAGCCAGCAGCGAGGGGAGAGGCGCCCAGCCCUCGCCAGAGCCGCACAAACAAUCAUAAGCACAAAGAGAGCGGGGCGGGGGGAGACGAGAGGCCGAGCCAUGGCAGGCGCCCGAGCAGCGUGCGAGGUGGCCGGGAGAAAGGGCUGCGGGUGCCCGUGAGCACCCCAUUGCCCUUGUUCCCCGGGGAAGGGCUCUGCCAUGGUGCAAGGGGUGAGCUCCCUCCCACCCCAUCGCUGGCCCACCCUCGCUCUCCCCUCGCCACGCACAAGUGCAUGAAUGAAUGAAUUCCUAGCUGCUCCGCGCCGCGCUACGGUCCCUAAUGGCUACCAGUACUGCCAGUAACUCAAACCGCAGCACGCCUGCCUGCUCCCCCAUCCUGCGCAAACGCUCUCGGUCCCCAACACCGCAGGACUCCCAAGGAGACACCAUGGUGGAAAAAGGCUCAGACCACUCAUCAGACAAAUCCCCUUCCACGCCGGAGCAGGGUGUACAGCGGAGCUGUUCCUCUCAGUCAGGCCGCAGUGGGGCCAAGAACUCCAAGAAAAGCCAGAGUUGGUAUAAUGUGUUGAGUCCAACCUACAAACAACGGAAUGAAGAUUUCAGGAAACUCUUCAAGCAUCUUCCCGACACGGAGCGUCUCAUUGUAGAUUACUCAUGUGCACUACAAAGAGACAUUCUCCUGCAGGGCCGCCUCUACCUCUCUGAAAACUGGAUCUGCUUUUACAGCAACAUCUUCCGCUGGGAGACAUUGCUGACAGUUCGCUUGAAGGAUAUCUGCUCGAUGACCAAGGAAAAAACAGCACGGCUCAUUCCUAAUGCCAUCCAAGUUUGCACUGACACUGAAAAGCACUUUUUUACUUCCUUUGGGGCUCGAGACAGGACGUACAUGAUGAUGUUCAGACUCUGGCAGAACGCUCUCCUUGACAAGCCUCUCUGUCCAAAGGAGCUCUGGCACUUUGUCCACCAGUGUUAUGGGAACGAGCUAGGUCUGACCAGCGAUGAUGAAGAUUAUGUGCCUCCUGAUGAUGACUUCAACACAAUGGGCUACUGUGAAGAAAUCCCUGUGGAAGAGAAUGAAGUCAAUGACAGUUCCUCAAAGAGCAGCAUGGAGGCCAAGCCAGAAGCUAGCCCUCAGCUGCCAAAGAAAUCUGUCACUGCCAGCACGUUGACAUCUACAGGAAGCAGCGAAGCACCAGCCUCGUUUGAUGGGGUGCUACCAGAAGAGGAGGAGGCAGUAGCAGAGAGUCCUGUGGAAAAAGACCUCGGCAUUGCAAAUAUCAUGGGAGAGAAGAUAGAGAUCAUUGCUCCUGUGAACUCCCCUUCCCUGGACUUCAAUGACAAUGAAGACAUUCCCACAGAGCUCAGCGACUCGUCUGAGACCCACGAUGAAGGUGAAGUCCAGGCCUUUUACGAGGAUUUGAAUGGCCGUCAGUACGUGAAUGAAGUGUUCAACUUCAGCGUGGACAAACUGUAUGACUUGCUUUUCACGGACUCUCAGUUCCAGAGAGACUUCAUGGAACAGCGUCGGUUCUCUGAUAUUAUUUUUCAUCCCUGGAAGAAGGAAGAAAAUGGCAAUCAGACCAGAGUGAUCCUCUAUACCAUUACCCUCACCAACCCUUUGGCCCCCAAAACUGCCACUGUCACUGAGACGCAGACAAUGUACAAAGCCAGCCAAGAAAGCGAGUGCUAUGUCAUAGAUGCAGAGGUGCUAACUCACGACGUCCCCUACCACGAUUAUUUCUACACCAUUAACCGCUACACGUUGACUCGUGUUGCCAGAAACAAAAGCCGACUCAGGGUUUCCACAGAACUACGUUACAGAAAACAGCCAUGGGGGCUGGUGAAAUCCUUCAUCGAGAAAAAUUUCUGGAGCGGCCUAGAAGAUUAUUUCCGUCAUUUGGAAAGUGAACUGACCAAAACCGAGAGCACAUACCUGGCUGAGGUCCACCGACAAUCCCCCAAAGAGAAAGUGAGCAAGCAAUCAACCGUCCGCCGGCGGAAACGGGCCCAUCCCCACCUGCGGGUGCCGCACUUGGAGGAGGUGCUGAGUCCCGUCACCACCCCCACGGAUGAGGAGGUUGCUCACCGAAUCAAGCAUGUGGCAGGUUCCACUCAGACACGGCACAUCCCUGAGGAGAGCCCCAGUGGCUUCCACCUGCAGAGUGUCUCCAAGCUGCUCCUCGUCAUCAGUUUUGUUCUGGUGUUGCUGGUCAUUCUCAAUAUGAUGCUGUUCUACAAACUCUGGAUGUUGGAGUACACUACCCAGACGCUCACAGCAUGGCAGGGCUUGCGGCUCCAGGAGAGGUUACCCCAAUCUCAGACAGAAUGGGCCCAGUUACUAGAAUCUCAGCAGAAGUAUCAUGACUCAGAGCUACAAAAAUGGCGCGAGAUCAUCAAAUCCUCCGUGAUGCUUCUAGACCAGAUGAAGGAUUCACUAAUAAAUCUCCAGAAUGGCAUCGGGUCCCGGGACUUCGGGUCAGAUCCAGAAGAGAAACGGAAACGUUUCCACUAACAGGCAGGAAUGCAGGAGGCCAGAGGACGGUGUGCAAUAUGUGUAAAUAGGAUAUAUAAAUAUAUAUAUAAAUAUAUAUAUAUAUACAGAAUAUAAAUAUAUAUAUUAUAUACAGAUUUUAAGAGAAAAAAAAGCCUACGUAUCGUGAGGAAGGACUGACCUCCAAACACUGGUUGAAAUGGAGCGUCUCGGUGGUAGUGUGGGGUGUGCGUGUGUGUGCGUGUGGGAGGGCUGUGCUCUCCUGGCACUGAGGUGCGCUUAGGGAUGCACCUGAGUGUGCUAUCCUGGGCUUUUGCACCACUCUUCUGUAAUACUCCUGGCUGUCUGUUCGUCUGUCUGUCUGUUUUGUUUUUGUUGUUUCAAAGGGAAGCAUCAGAGCGAAUGCCCCUCCCCUCCCUGCGCAUGAAGGUCCCUGACUGACUCUGUGUAUCUACACAUAUAAAGGGAACACUGUCAACUUUCUUACCUUGCUGGCUUCAGGACAGAGAGGUUUUGGCAAUCGCCAUCAAUCCCUCACAAAACUGCUCUGCGUUUGGAGAGGAGGCCUCCAGAGGAAUUGCUCUAGGUCUGUGGAGAGCAGGUCUCACUGGCAAUCAUCUUUACGUCUCUUGGAGCAGAAAUGCAAUUUGCUGUUGUGCUGGCCAGCCUGGUUCAGAGAGCAAAGCACAGCUUUUCAGGCUUAUUUACAUUCUUUCUCCAAACACCUAGUUUGCCUCCUCCUGCUAUUGAUACUGCAUUAAUUGCCAAGGAGAUGCUGGGAAGGGGAAAGAUCUGCCCACAUGGUGCUCGGAUGGAGGAGAGCCACACUGCAGAAAGCACACUUCCAUCUGUUUUGACAGUGUCCCCUUUAUGUUUUCUGUGGUUCUCUGCUUUUUGUGUGCUUGGGCCCCUGCCAUUAAGCCAUCCCUGUGCUGAAGAUCUACAUCGGUGCUGAUAAGGGCUGUCUGUGUGACUUCUCACAACAGGGGGAGUGCCCCAACUUAAAAAAACAAAAUCAAUAUGAGUAUUACUAUGCGAGCCCUCCUUUCUGCCAAACCACGUGCUAAUAGCACAGUGUGGAGUGGGAAAGCUAAGGGAACUUAGCAGAACCGCUCCUGCCAUCCUGCUCAGCAAAUUUACCUCUUGCCCCCUAGUCUGAGAGACCACUUUGCUCGUACCUCUUAGCCCUCACCUUUACUUCUAAUCCAUGUGGGAAAAUAUUAGGUAGAAAAGAAAAAAUUCCUUUCCUUUAACAAUGACAACAAAAGGACACCUUUGCUUUGGAUCCUUACCUGACUGCAAGCUAGAGCAGCAAGGCCUCCAUCGGUCCCAUAGAGGUUAGGAAGGGUCACAGGGACCAAAAAAGAAAAGAGAAAAGGGACUAAAAAGGGACUGUUACAGGGUGCAGGACAGACUGGGGGAUGUCCACACUGUAAGGCACCUGACUGGUCUCUCUCCUAAGCUGCACAGCAAUGCAUCUGCUCUCUAAGCAAGUCAGGUGCAUUAAAGACAUUGUGUGUUUUUACUACUUCUGGGGGAUAAUUCCAGAUUCCCUUUAGCAGCCAAAUGAGAAAGAAGGGCAGAGAGGCUGUGAUGUGCAGUGUACCAAAAGCCACUGUGAGUGGGUGGGAUGCAGGGUGCUUGAGUGGGUGAUUAAUAAAUGCUUUCUCAUCUUACCUGGCUAGGUAGAUUAGGUGAUAUGUGAGACCCUCAGUCUCCAUCAUUGCUCAACACCAGGAUUUUUCCACCUUCUAAAUGGCAGGAAGGAGUCAGCCGCAUAUUCCCCAUGUGCAGAUGGUGCGGUUCUAGCUCGUCCACUGUCUCUUGCUCUAAUUGGCACUGAAA